GGCGCCAUCUGAAGCUCACGUUCCCGCUCUCCGUCUCUUCUUCUUCGCUCCAUUUUCUCUCAUCAGUCAUCAUCGAAAACCUAAUUUCAGGGAUCAGUUCACCGAUCCAUCCUGUGCGAUCAGAUAUGGAUACUUCAAGCCCUGCGGCUUUUGUGAAUGGAGCCCUGCUGAGGCGUUACAUAGGUCAGAAGGUCCGAGCAGUCGUACAAGUCAUACGGUCUGAUGUCGGAUCUGUGGUCGGGAAAUCGACCGAUGAUCAGCAGAUCAUCGCUAGGGGUUCGCCUCCUGCGCCUCUUACUACCUACCUAGAGGUCAUUGGAAUUGCAGAGAGUGAUAAUGCCAUUAGAGCUGAAAUAUGGACCAACUUUGGUGACAAUUUCGAUACAAACAACUACAAUGAGCUGUGUAAGCUUGCAAAUGGAGAGUUCAAGGACUUGUUCAUCUAACGAUGAAAUGAUCAGUGAGCGGAUUACGAUAUAAUCAGCGCUUAAUCUGUACAAGUUCUUGCUGGAAAAAACUCAUGUUUCCUCAUUCUUCUGUCAAUGUUAAUCUUCUUCCUCCUAUCCGUACUUUGCUUGAAGAGUUUCUGUUCUUUUUGUUUUGUUUUCUCUUUGCCUUUUGUCCUUGCCAUGGUUUCCAUGGUUGGUCUUUGUCUUUGUUUUGGUGUAAAAAUGUCUAGCGUCCACUUAUUUUGCAAUAUAAUGUAUUUUAAUUUGGACA
Molecule: messenger RNA, 720 nt
Organism: Tarenaya hassleriana
Lineage: Eukaryota; Viridiplantae; Streptophyta; Magnoliopsida; Brassicales; Cleomaceae
Product: replication protein A 14 kDa subunit B
Exons: 4
Coding region: 126-446 (106 amino acids)
Biological process (GO): DNA replication; DNA recombination; DNA repair
Cellular component (GO): nucleus
Molecular function (GO): DNA binding
Source: RefSeq, a predicted model, not a curated record